GCAGGCGCCAUUUUGUUGUGCCGGUGGAGGUUUCUCCUUCCGCUUUCAGCGUGGUUUCCAAAAUCAAGCCCACCCGCGUUCCAAAAGCGUGCUCCCCCUCCCUUGUGAAGGAUUUAGUUAAAACGCUUCUGUGGCAGCCAGGGAGAUGGCCCUUCACCCGUCCCCCCGACAACCAGCGGUGCUGUUGCCCAGCAACGAGAGUCGCGGGUGUCCAAACUUUUUAUUUCCUCCCAGAAAACUUGAAGGAGGUGGGGCUCCUGUUGUGGAAUGUGACCAGACUUGGCCUUAGUUGUGUUGCCUUUUUUGACGGGGGCGCACCAGCAAUUCAAAUCGAUGAAGUGACCAUUCAAAAAAGGACGAUUUCGGGUCCUGUUGCAUUUUUUGUCAGGUUGUCGCAAUCACUCAGCAACCAAGGCUGAAACACAUCAACGCUGGCCGGCACCACGCUUGACGAUGGCGAAGCCCGUUGAGGCUGUCCUGUGCACAACUAAAUGAGAAUCUUGGCCAAAAGUUGAUUUUUGUGGAUCUGCGUGUGUCGUACUUGAGCCGAUUUGCUUUUUAGCGUUGACUGAAGCUGCUCUUGACAAGAGCAGAAAAUCCCGCCGUGUCAUUCAGUGAGUCGGACAACCGACGGCUUGAAUGGAUGCGCUCCGGGGGGAGGAGAAGGUGGGGGAUGGGCCCCAGCGGUGACCUCUUUGUGAGCCAGAUUACCCGCUUGUAUUAAUGCAUGAUUGUGCGGAGGGCAUCAAAUGAUUGGGGGCCGGGGUGAACGCCCGAGCGUCGUCGUACAGUUUGUCUCCCCUAAAGCAAAAGCCUUCAUCACCGCUUUGGGGGAAUGGUACGCUCCUGAUUGUUUGCGCCUCAACAGGCUCUUGGAAUUCCUGCCUUGUGAAAGGGGGGCAGGGGGGUGCUUAAGCAAGCUAUUCAGGGAGGUAAUCAGUCAGCCCGAGUCUCGUUUGUCCUUUUUUUAUUUUUAAGAUAAAAAGGAGUAACCUCGGACGGUGGUCACCCGCGUUGCAACACGACCGAAGCCGUGCAUCCAACCGUCAAUCCGACCAAUUAGUUGCACAAUUAUCUUGCUGUUAUUAUUGGAACUUUUUCCAGGCGCAACCGCAAAAACGUGGUGCGAUUGUCAGAGGCACAUCUCAUCCAAAAAAAAAAACCUUCCACACAGGUGUCUGCUGUGUCAAUGAUCAAUGUUGCUUGUGUCAUUAUUUAUCCAAACCUGAUGAGGUCUAAUUGGCCCCUCCCUUGCCCAACAGGAAACUAAAGCACCACUAAGCCGCCUCCUCUUCCUCCUCCUGCAUUGCCCUUUACUAUUGUGAUGGAUGAAAUUGUCCUCACAGAACAGUCACUAUCAUUUUUUUUUUUUGCAUGCAGGAGGGGGCAUGUAACUGGAGCAAGGCCAAGGCACAGACAGUCUAGCACAUUUGGCCCCACCCCCUCUCUUUGCAAGUUUGAAAUGUGAGCUGCCUGCAUUUUUUUCCCUUCCUUUUCUCCUUGUUCCCCUCCCCUCGCCUCGCCUCCCCUCCUCCGCUUGCCUGCCUGCCUGCUGGCAAGGAGGCUCUGUGCUGCCGGCGGACCGACGGACGCAGCAGUGAGCGAGCGAGUGUGUGUUUGUGUGUGCGAACUCGCUGGCCAGCCAGCGAGAGUGGAUGUGAUUGUGUGUCUGGGCAGAGCAUACAAUGGAUCGCUAAGCGGAAAAAAGGAAGGCGCAUCAAUACGGAGCUCUUCUGUCGUCGUGGUGCGAAGAGCUGGGCCGCCUCCUCCUGCUGCGUCACCAAAAGAGCCGGCAGAACGAGCCCCCUGGAAAAGUGCCCAUGCAGCCCCCCAUGAGCUCCAUGAAGCCUGCUUUCUCGCACGGUGACGGGUCUUCACCCUACGACUCGGUUCCCUGGCAACAGAAUGCCAAUCAGCCUCCGGGUUCACUGUCGGUGGUGACCACCGUGUGGGGCGUCACCAAUACCUCGCAGAGCCAGGUGUUGGGUAGCAACAGCAACAAUCCCAUGAACCCAGGCGGCAACCCGAUGGCGUCGGGGAUGUCUGCGCCCAAUCCCGGGAUGAACGCCUCUCACUUCGGCGGUGCUCAGCAGCAGUUCCCCGGCAAAGGCAACGCCAACCAGGCCUAUAUGCAGCAGGGCAUGUACGGACGGCCCGGCUACCCUGGCGGGGGCGGGUUUGCUGGCAACUACGCCGGGGGCCCCAAUUCCGGACCCGGAGGCAUGGGCAUGCCUCCACACUCGCGUCCGCCGUCAGACUUCAGCCAGCCCGCAGCGGCAGCUGCUGCUGCUGCCGUCGCCGCCGCUGCCGCCACGGCAACUGCCACCGCCACGGCCACCGUCGCCGCCCUGCAGGAAACUCAGAACAAGGACAUGAAUCAGUACGGACCGAUGAGUUCCUCCUUCCAGAUGGCACCAAACCAGGCCUACACUAGCCAGUUCAUGAGCCAGGCGGGACCUCGUGGACCCGCCUCCCUCCCCGGGAACAUGGCCUCGGGAAUGAACGCAUCCAACAUGAGCGGCCCGCCGAUGGGGAUGAACCAGUCGCGGGGCCAAGGUAUGGGGCCCUUCGGAGGCCACGGCCAACGGAUGCCCCAGCAAGGCUACGGCGGAGCUCGAGCCCAAGCACAAGCACAAGGCAUGCCAGUGCUGGGCAUGAAGAGGCCCUAUCCCGGCGAGUCAAACUACGGGGGCCAGCAGUAUGGAGCGAACCAGUUCCCAAGCCAGCAGGGCCAGUACCCGACAGCCGCCGGUUCCAGGCCGCUGCCGCCGGGCAACUACCCCGGCCAGCGGAUGGCGGGACAGCCGCUCCACUCCCAAUAUCCGCCACCCACUGGUCCCAUGGGCGGCCAGUAUUAUAAGCAAGAGCCAUCUUUCAACGGCCAAAGCACCAACUUCUCUGGCAGCGGUUUUCAGUACGGCCAGGCUAAUAUGAACGGGCCACCCAGACCGAUGGCCAACUACCCCCACUCCCCAGUACCGGGCAACCCCACCCCUCCGAUGACCCCGGGAAGCAACAUCCCUCCGUAUUUAUCACCCAGUCAGGAUGUGAAGCCACCCUUUCCUCCUGACAUCAAACCAAAUAUUAGUGCUCUUCCUCCUCCGCCCGCUAACCACAACGAGGAGCUGCGCCUCACCUUCCCGGUGCGCGACGGAGUGGUUCUGGAGCCCUUCAGGCUCGAGCACAACCUGGCAGUCAGCAAUCACGUCUUCCACUUACGGCCCUCGGUACACCAGACGCUCAUGUGGAGGUCGGACCUGGAGCUGCAGUUCAAAUGCUACCACCACGAGGACCGGCAGAUGAACACCAACUGGCCGGCUUCGGUGCAGGUCAGCGUCAACGCCACGCCACUCACCAUCGAGCGCGGAGACAACAAAACCUCCCACAAGCCCUUGCACCUGAAGCACGUCUGCCAACCGGGCAGGAACACCAUCCAGAUUACCGUCACGGCCUGUUGCUGUUCGCACUUGUUUGUGCUACAGCUGGUCCACAGGCCGUCGGUCCGCUCCGUCCUGCAGGGUCUGCUGAAGAAGAGGCUCUUGCCGGCCGAGCACUGCAUCACCAAAGUCAAGAGGAACUUCAGCAGCGUAGCCUCGUCCUCGGGCAACGCCGGGCUCAAUGGCGAGGACGGCGUGGAGCAGACGGCCAUCAAGGUGUCGCUAAAGUGUCCCAUCACCUUCCGGAGAAUCCAGCUGCCGGCCAGAGGCCACGACUGCAAGCACGUUCAGUGUUUCGACUUGGAAUCGUAUCUCCAACUGAACUGCGAGCGAGGCACGUGGCGAUGUCCUGUGUGCAAUAAAACGGCGUUGUUAGAAGGGCUGGAGGUGGACCAGUAUAUGUGGGGCAUUUUGAACGCCAUUCAAAACUCCGAAUUGGAGGAGGUGACGAUCGACCCGACGUGUAGCUGGCGGCCCGUGGCCAUCAAGUCUGAGAUCCACAUCAAGGAGGACCCGGACGCUCCCCUGGCCAAGCGCUUCAAGACCAUGAGCCCCAGCCAGAUGAUAAUGCCCAACGUGACCGACAUGAUCGCUCAGUUGGGACCAGGGCCCUCGCAGCAAGCCGCCGGCAACGGCGAAUAUGCCACUCAAGGCAACAGUUACCACGGCAACUUUGAGUUCCCGCACGGAGCACCGGGCGCCACGUCCGUCAACGACUUCAUGCACGGGCCUCAACUGUCGCACCAGCCCGACUUGCCCGGCAGCCUGAUGAACGCCGCCGACAAGCCUCUUUCCCACAGCGUGCCCGACUCAAUACCUCACCCUUCCGCCAACGAGCCACCGCACGGCACCUUGCAGCAGAGCAUACACGGGUCGCCGCAUUCGAGUGGCCAGUCGGGGCAGCACCAACAGCAACAACUCCACCAUGGCGGACCCCCUCCACCCUCGCGGCAACCCCCGCCGGCCCCUCCUCCUCCUCUUCAGCAGCAGCAGCCCGGUGCAAACAGCCACCCUCAUGGCGACCUGACCUUCAACACUUCCAGCAGUUUGGACGGCCAAGCCGGCUCGGACAUGCCCGAACCUUCUUUAGACCUUCUUCCAGAGCUGGCCAACCCGGACGAGCUUUUGUCCUACUUGGACCCGCCCGGCCUCCCCAGCAAUAGCAACGAUGACCUCCUGUCGCUCUUUGAAAACAACUGACAAAAAUCCAAAACAAGGAGAAAAUAUAAAUGAAAAAAGGUUUGUACUUGAUGAACAUAACAAAGAUGCACUCCCCUUCUCUUCUUCCUCAUGUAUAGUUUUGCUUGAGAAACAAGAAGCCGACCUGACCGGAUGGUUUGCUUUGGACUCAUUACGCUCGGCAGCAUCGGGCGGCCUGAAAGCACCGCAUCACUUUUGCUUCAACAUUGGCCAGGUGUCCAAUUGAAGCCAUGUCAAUACUUUCCGGAAUGUCUUUGAAGCGCGUCACCCCAGCCACAAUUUUGGAUGCUUCUGGAAUUCAUUUCAGGUGGCCAUCAAUACAAAGGAAAGUGUUUCCCCCCCAAAUUGUUGACACAAACGAGUGAAUUAGGCUGCAGUUCUUCGCAGUCUCCGAGUUGCCUCGUGGAUCACUUUUGUCCGCUCAUGCUGUAGAAAUGGGCUCGUCCGCUUCCCGGCUCUGAGCACGUCCCGCUCUAUUGGAUCACGUUGCAAGCUCGCGUGGAAAAUCACUUCCGAAGCUAUUUACUGCCACCUCAGACAAAGAUCAAAAAUCAUCUGAGGAUUCAUUUAAGGCGACUUUCUCGACCUAUGGCCGAUGAAAAGGCCACACUGCUGGCAGUCUUUUACACAAUGUGCAAAGUGUGCCAAGCUAAUCAAUCAUAUUGGAUUGAUUUCAACACUAACACGGGAAGGCACAUUGCUGAAAUCAUUUACCGUUCUUUUCUGCCUCAUCCAAGCAAACACAUUUUGGCUAACCGCAAAAGGGCGAAAACAAAGUGAAGUGUGCACGAUCGCGAUGCGUGCAUGCGUUUGAUCCGAGCCAUGGCAAACCUUUCCUUGAUUGACUGCCAGCGUCCGUUUGAAGCAGAAGUAUGCAAAUGUAUUAUUUUCUAACAAGUGCUAUUGUGGCUGCUGUUAAUAUCAUUGUCAAUAUUUUCAUAUCAAUGAUAAAAAAUACGAGUUGUCUGUCCUCAUCCUCCUCACAUGAGACACACUUGGCCACUCCAAAAUAAUCUCCUGUUUGUUUCAUCAUACAGCAACAUGAUUCUAUAUUUUGAUUUUUUUUUUUUUAAGCAAGCACAGCCUGUCAAAGAUACUGAACUGUUUCAAUUUUUGUAAUUUGCUGGUAUUCAGUGGGAUCACAUUUGUUGUUAAUACACUAAACAUGUGCCAGGCAUAUAUCUGUAAGACACAUUCUAAAACAUUGUCCUUAAACACACACACAAUAAAGAUUUUAUUAUAUUUGUCAUAAAACAUGUUGUGGGGUUGUGGCCAUAUACAUGUCAACUCCUUGUCCCCCCUUCUGUUAUAAUUUAUUUUGUGUUUUUUUUAAAUGAUUUUUCUGUAAGGCUUGAAACCUGACGUCUGUCACUGUAGCUUGUGUUUUUUUGUUGGCCCACAGGGUCACCUAUGUUUUUUUAAAUGUAUUUUUGCCUUUUUAUCCGUAAUUCCAGAAAGUCAAUAUCUCACUCUAGUCUAUUAUUAUAUUAUUAUUAUUAUUAUUAUUAUUAUUAUUAUUAUUAUUAUUAUUAUUACUAAUACUACUACUACUACUUUUUGUUGCCAUAUAAAUUUCACAUUCCCUUGUUUUGAUAAUUUAUUUUGUACUUACACACUUGUUUUUAUUUUUUUGUGCUUGCUGGCUUUCAAUGAAUGUGAGUGAAUAUCAUUGUUGUCAGUACAGUGAUAUUUUUAAAGAGCAUAUUUUAAAUAAAUCCUCUGUAUUGUUUGACAUGAUAGAAAAAGUAUUUUUAUGAUGGAAAAUUUCAUCCCUUGCUCUUUUUUAAUAAUUUAUUUUUUUACUCUUUUAUCCUUCUGUUAGGCUCAGAAGCAAUUGUCUCUUGCUGGAGCCUCCCUACGCUUUUUAUUAAAAUGUCAUUUAAAUCAUUUUGCAGUUCAGCACACUGACAAAAAAUGACCAUACACUGCCAUAUCAUUUUAUUUUAGUAUGAAACAUGGGAUGAAUUCAUGUUGAUUCGUUUCUUGCAUACAGUUGAGCCACUUUUGUGUAUCCUCAAUCUGUACUUGCACAAUCACAUUAAAGGACACACACACAUAUAUAUCUAUAUAUAUCUAUAUAUAGAUAUAUAGAUAUAUAUGUAUAUAUGUAAAUGUCCAGACAUAUAUAUAUAUAUAUAUAUAUAUAUAUAUAUAUAUAUAUAUAUAUAUAUAUAUAUAUAUAUAUAUAUAGGUCUGGAAAUUUACAGGACAAAGCGAGGUUUUCUGUAUAUAUGUGAAUAAAAAUAGAGACGUGAACAGAAAUGUAUUCAUGUUCCCUGGGAAUGUGCAUUGUUUGCUCCGAAUAAUAAAAGAUUUUUCAACCAUUCCUUUGGAAGUGGGAAAUUGUUAGUUUGAGCCCCAGUUUUUGGGACUUAUUGUGUUAAAUGAAAUGUUCUUCUCUGUCUCUUCUAUACUAAAGAAACAAAAGGAAAAGCAAAAUUUGUCCAGAAGAUUGUAAGUAAAGCCACAUUUUUAUAUCAUGGACAAGCCACGGUCUGUGUUUGUAUUAUGUACAAUCAUUUCAUACUGACAGGUUUUUUUAAAGUCUUGCAGAGCUGCGGUAUGUAGUUAGACCAUGUGACACCCUCAUAUUUAUCUAAUAAAUAUGCAUUCAUAUCAUA
Messenger RNA from Syngnathus typhle (broad-nosed pipefish), 7258 nucleotides. RefSeq names its product zinc finger MIZ domain-containing protein 1-like. Gene Ontology annotation, molecular function: zinc ion binding; SUMO ligase activity. The transcript has 19 exons. NCBI's taxonomy places the organism in Eukaryota, Metazoa, Chordata, Actinopteri, Syngnathiformes, Syngnathidae. The record is from RefSeq and is a predicted model, not a curated record. Gene Ontology annotation, biological process: regulation of transcription by RNA polymerase II; protein sumoylation. The coding region runs from base 1821 to 4637 and encodes 938 amino acids.